Molecule: messenger RNA, 2145 nt
Organism: Arachis ipaensis
Lineage: Eukaryota; Viridiplantae; Streptophyta; Magnoliopsida; Fabales; Fabaceae
Product: Protein kinase superfamily protein
Biological process (GO): protein phosphorylation
Molecular function (GO): protein kinase activity; ATP binding
Source: RefSeq, a predicted model, not a curated record
CAACACACACCAAUCUAUUCCUUUCAAUAAAGGACAUUGCUAACUGGGGUGGCAUGACACAUACUUUACCUCCAUAAUGGUUUUGAUUACACAAACAAGCAAUGUAAUAUACGCAACAAAAACCAGAAAGUUAGGCCUUUAAUUUCAAACCUUCAAUCAUUUCAAAACUGUUCUUCAUAAUAAUAAUAAUGUACCUUAGUUUUCAAAACGUUCACUAUACAUUUUUCUUAUUCUUAUCCUCAUGAUCAGCUUCUGUGAUCUUUCUUCUUCUGGUUGAUAAGUGAGAAAGUGGUUAUGAACUUUCCAUGUCUCUUUUCUCUUCACUGGCCAUUGUGGACAAAGAUGCAGAUUCUUCAAAGGGUAACUAAAAUUCAGAGUUCAUGAGAGAGCCCACUUGAAAAAGUGAAGAUCAGAACAAGUUUUAAGAACUUUUGUCCAAUUCAUCAAGAUGUGAAGAGAAUUUAUAGAUGCAGAAAGUGAGGGACAAUGUUAUCAACUAUAAGAAGUAAUCCACAGAGAAUUACUGAUCUUCAAAUUUCAGCAUCAUUUUAUGUAUCAACAAAAUGAGGAAGUUCCUGGUUAUAGCCUUAUCUACAACAAUAUGCUUCAUCGCUUUCGUGAUAUCCAAGAUCUUGAUCUCUGUUCUUCUCUACAAAAGAUGGAAAAGAAAGCACAUAAUUUAUGAAAAUGAAGGAAAGAUGGUAAUCUUUAGAUCUUCAUUGCUGCAAUCUCUUAAAUCCGAUGCAGUCUUACAGAAGACACGAAAACUGACCAAUAAAGACAUCAUUGGAUCUGGUGGCUAUGGAGUGGUUUAUGAACUAAGACUAAAUGAAUCUGUAGCCUUCGCCGUGAAGAGGCUGAACCGGGGAUCAGAAGAGAGGGACAAUGGUUUUGAGCGAGAGUUGGAGGCGAUGGCGGACAUAAAGCAUCGGAAUAUUGUAACUCUUCAUGGAUAUUACAUUGCACCACACUACAAUCUUCUUAUAUAUGAGCUAAUGCCAAAUGGAAGUUUGGAUUCCAUUUUGCAUGGGAGAUCAAAGGAGAAGAAGCAUUUGGAUUGGCCAACAAGAUAUAGAGUAGCUGUAGGUGCUGCUAGAGGAAUAUCAUAUCUUCACCAUGAUUGCAUCCCUCACAUUAUCCAUAGAGAUAUCAAAUCAAGCAACAUAUUGCUGGAUCAAAACAUGGGGGCGCGAGUUUCUGACUUCGGAUUAGCCACGUUGAUGGAGCCGAAUAAGACUCAUGUUUCGACAAUGGUGGCAGGAACCUUUGGAUACUUGGCACCUGAAUAUUUCGAUACUGGAAGAGCAACUGUUAAAGGUGAUGUUUACAGCUUUGGAGUGGUGUUACUAGAGCUCUUAACUGGGAAGAAACCCAGUGAUGAAGCAUUUGUAGAAGAAGGAACCAAGCUUGUCACAUGGGUGAAAGCUGUUGUUCAGGAGAAGAAAGAAGAAUUAGUUCUUGACAGUAGCUUAGGGUCCUGUCCAAUGCAAGAGGUAAACAAGGUGUUCAACAUUGCAAUGAAGUGUCUUGAACCAGACCCCUUGAAUAGACCAAACAUGGCUGAGGUUGUCAACUUGCUUGAACAAGCAGUAUCAUGCAAACAUGUUACUACAACAUUGCCAUGUACACUUAAUGACAUGUCAUCCUAAUGUUUUGGUCAAAACCCAUCCCAAGAUUAAUGUUUGUUCGAAGAAUUUUGGAAUGUAUGCUGCAGAUAUGAAUCUUGGGAUUGUAAUUCUUUUCCAUUGGCGGGAGGGGGCUUCUGAGACAGGAUUUGAUGCCCUUGCCUAUUAGUAAUUCAGCAUCAACAGGAUUUUAUUUUGUAACUACAGAGAGAUGUUGAUGUGCAAUGUAACAAUGUUAUUUGGAAAACCAAAAGUUGUCCAACAAUUUUCUUCUAAAACAGUUAUAUUAUGGUUUUCACUAAUUCUCUCAGGUUUUUUAUAGUUGUACAAAUAACAUUCUUUUUAUGCAUUAACCAAGUGAAGCAUAUAUUUGAACUGAUAUACUAACAAAGUGUGUCCUUCUGGAGAAGUAGUACCUCUAUGGCUCUAACAUAGCCAUCUAAGCAUGCAAAUUGAAAAAAGUUUAUAUCAAUGGACAAAUCAAAAUAUGUAGAUUCAGUAGAGGGAAGGAAAAAAAAAA